CUGACCGCGCCUGACUCCGUCCGGCAGGGGGCGCCAGUGGCGUCAGCCACAUUUCGAAGCACUUUGCUGCCAUCUCGUGGUCAGACCAGACAGUCACGUGACUUCAGGACCCAGCUGGGAUCAUGAAUCCAGCGUGACCUGCGAGUUUCCGUCCAGGGAAGCUGUCGCAGGGAUGACAGUCCGACAGUAUUAAAAACCGUGACGAAGCUGCUCAGGUUCCUUCGGAGGUGGUCGACAGGAGAGCGAGGGCGUGAUGGCGCGCAUUCCUGGUUGGGCUCGAAGAGACCACUGACACCCCAGCGGGGUCACGUGAGCGUCGUGAGACGAGAAGCAUGGCGCUCCGGAGGAGCCCGACGCUCAGCGCAGACGACAGUGAGUUGUGGUUCGGGUCACUGGGUCCAGCGGCUGACACGCAUCGAUGCGCUCGACAAUCCUGCCGACGAUGGUUCUGUCUGUAUCCCAGCAUGGGCCCGGAAGUUGUUUGGGAUUCCCAGGUAGAACCAACCCCGGAGAUGCUGUCGUCGCCGGGGAAAACCAAGGUCCACCCGGAGCAGUAGCGGGAGCCGAGGACUCCAGACCAGCUUUCUGGUGAGAGGAUGAGUGCUGACCACCAUGGACGUUCAUACGCCGCAGGUCUAGGCCCAGAACCCUCCAGGGAUCCCCUCUGCGGCUCAGCGUCGUCUCCGAUCUGCCGCUGCGCCAGUGCCAUCAACGUGGAGCUGUGCAGUGAGGACGAGUGGCCUGGUGCCCCGCGGCCCGGCGAGCGGGGCCCGUCCCUGGAGGUGGCCCCCGAUGAGGCGGAGAGCGGAGAGCGGCGAGCAGCCGUGUACGGCCCAGCCUCGGCGGGAGCCGUCCGGCUGCCCGGCGGGAAGCUUCAGUGCGAGGUCUGCGGGAUGAUCUGCAUCGGACCCAACGUUCUGAUGGUGCACAAGCGCAGCCACACGGGCGAGAGGCCCUUCCAGUGCAGCCAGUGCGGCGCCUCCUUCACUCAGAAGGGAAACCUGCUGCGUCACAUCAAGCUGCACUCCGGAGAGAAGCCCUUCAAGUGCCCCGUCUGCAGCUACGCUUGUCGCCGCAGGGACGCUCUGGCAGGACACCUCCGCACGCACGCAGUGUCUUCCCUGGCGGUGGGAAAGCCCUUCAAAUGCAGCAUCUGCAGUCGCAGCUACAAGCAGCAGGGCACCCUGGAGGAGCAUCAGCAGCGCUGCCACAGCUGCACCCCCAAGAACCAGAAGCUGGGAGACGCGGCUCCGCCCACACAACACGGCUGCGGCACAGCAGCUGAGGAGGUGGCAGCCGAGUCCCAGAGCAGACCUGCACCGCAGCCCUCCAGCUCGGCGGACAGACUGGGCCUCAGCCUCACCAAACGAAAGCGCUCCACACCACAGAAGUUUUCUGCUGAGAAGCAGAUGGACUUGGACACACCUGAAGCACCUUAUGAGCUGUCGUCUGGCUCGGAGAAGGAGCCGGAGUCCGGGGACUGGACAGGGCUGGUGGCCAGACACUUGCCGGGCUCCAGAGGUCAGCUGCAUCCCACCUUCGUCAGCAACUCCUCCCUUCAAGGUCCUCCUCAUGGCGGACUUGAGCUGGCCGAGGGCCGGGAUGACCCCUCACCCAACGGAUGUCCAGACUCCACCGACACAGAGAGCGCGCCCGAGGAGCAGAGCACAAGGGCUACGGUCCCAACCAGUACCUCAAACAACCAGCACCUCCGCCUUCGAGCCCCGGCGCCCUCCGGAAACCAUUCCACUUCCAGCCCCCUCCAGACCAAGGACCUGGACCCUGACUGGGCCAGAGCCUGCCCGGCUCCCGCAGCGAUGGUGAGGAGGACCUCCCGGGAGGCGGUUCAGGUGUUAGACGCCGACGGCCAGGCGCUUCGCUCCUUCCACUGCCGCCACUGCCGCAUCCUCUUUCUGGAUCACGUCAUGUUCACCAUCCACAUGGGUUGCCAUGGUUACCGACAGCCCUUCGAGUGCAACAUCUGCGGCCACCGCAGCCAGGACCGCUACCAGUUUUCCUCGCACAUCUGCCGCGGCGAGCACCUGGUGGGCUGAGCUCUGGCGUCAGUCCCAGGCCAGCGGCGAGCCCUUCUCUAGUCGUGUCACUGAUGAAGCGGCUGUGAUGAGCGAAAGCCAGCCCAGUUGGUCUGCGAAACACAGCUUCGCCCCAAAGUGCCUUCAGUGCGGAGGAAGAGGAGGAGGGAGAUGAAGAGCAGGAGCAUCUUCACCCGGCGUCACGGUUCUGCCUCGGCGGAGAAGUCAGUGGCGCAUUUCGCCUGACGGACCAGGGUUCUCUCAGUUUGAAAUGCUCGUUUACACGGUCCUGCUUCGGUGAGUCGGGUCAGCACUACACGCACUUGUGCCUCGGGAGUGUGGGAGGAGCUUCUGUCGGAUUGCCUUAACACUGCUGCAGGACCACACGUUUACACCAGCGGGCGAUGAGACGCCCGAACCUGCGCUGGUGGUGCCUCAUGGAGCGGGGCUUGGACCGCACCCUCUGCUCACCUGCACCAGUCCAGUUCCCCGAGCUGCAGCCCUGUGUGGGUGCACUGAACAAGACUUUGAUGGUCACUUCUCACAAGCCCUGGGAGACAUGUGGGCGGGAAGACGGCGGAAAGGCUAAAGCCCGGGCCACUGGGCCAGUCUGGAGCUCCAGAUGCUAGAGUGAGCGCAGCGCUCCAAACCCAACCAACAACCAACUCCCAUGCUGCUCCUCGCUGCGAGGUCGGACUGAAUGUUGGAUAUUUGUUGUUGUAUUUUUGUGAUUUUGCUCUUGACCAGUUUGCAUCUUCUGGCCACACGGGUGGACGCAGCACUUCUCUGAGGCUACUUCUCGUGCUGGUUCCUUUGCUUCCUGCGUGUCAUUGACUCAGCUGUAGUCCAAAAUCUUCUCACGUGAAUGUGACCUCCUGCUUCUCCGCAGCACCUGGGUACCUUAUCGCUACAGUGCAGUGGCUUGAGUGCGAGCGUCCAUUGUCCUCGCCGCGUCAUACUUUCACACGUUGAUUGGCAGACCGCACUUCAAAAGCCAAUGGUCAGGUGAUCAGGGCAGGCGUGGGGAUCUUUGGUGAAUGACAAAACACUUUUACCUCAAACCAUGUUCAACUGCCUCAUUCUUUCAAUGCUCCAGUCGCUUUCCUGCAAAUGUCUGCCCCUGAACCUCUCAGCUCUUCUUACCCUCAAUAAAGUUGCAGUUCUUGUUCACGUUGGUUGCCUUUCUGCAU
Molecule: messenger RNA, 3223 nt
Organism: Synchiropus splendidus (mandarinfish)
Lineage: Eukaryota; Metazoa; Chordata; Actinopteri; Syngnathiformes; Callionymidae
Gene: dnajc22
Product: DnaJ (Hsp40) homolog, subfamily C, member 22
Exons: 6
Coding region: 597-2054 (485 amino acids)
Biological process (GO): endocytosis; regulation of transcription by RNA polymerase II
Cellular component (GO): plasma membrane; early endosome
Molecular function (GO): DNA-binding transcription factor activity; RNA polymerase II cis-regulatory region sequence-specific DNA binding
Source: RefSeq, a predicted model, not a curated record